Messenger RNA from Clonostachys rhizophaga, 1170 nucleotides. Lineage: Eukaryota; Fungi; Ascomycota; Sordariomycetes; Hypocreales; Bionectriaceae. The record is from the annotation of a GenBank genome assembly.
AUGGCGGCUAAUCAAGAAAUCCAAGUGACAAAGCUCUUCGCCGAGUUCGUGUCCAAAGCAGACGUCUCGCUACUCACCCCGACCGUCGUCGCCCACGUCAAGGAGUACCUCCUCGACUACCUGGGCGUCACCGUCGCCGCCGCGCACAGCUGGGAGUCAACGGAGCAGAUCCUCAAGGCCGUCAUGGCUCUCGGGGCACGCACGGGAGCGUCCACGGUGGUCCUCAAGGGAAAUAACUUCCUGCCGCAGUACGCGGGACUCAUGAACGCGGCGCUGGGCCACACCAUGGACUUUGACGACACUUAUACGCCCGGCUCCCUGCACGCGGGCCGGCUGCCGGCCUCGACCGUGGAGGACGCCUUCGGGCUGGCGCUGUCCAAGGCGGCCGGGUCGAUGCAGUACCUGGAGAACGGGAGCUGGAACAAGCGGCUGCACCCUGGGUUCGCGGUCCACGACGCCUUCGUGGCCGUCUCGCUGGCGGAGGCUGGGGUUCUGGGUGCUGCGAGGCCGUUUGAGGGGAGCUACGGGUUGCUGCACGCCUACACUCCACGUACGGAGCAUGACCUGCCCUCGCUCGUUGCGGACCUCGGGAGCCGCUGGGACUUUAUUGAGACUGCUCUGAAGCCGUACCCAGCUUGUCGUAUGACCCAUGGGCUGAUUGAGGUCGGCGGGAGACUUGGGCAGGAGGCCAAGGGGCGGGAGGUCGAGAAGCUCACGGUGUCGCUGAGCUCGCCGAACCACAUCGUCGUGGGCUCUCGGAUCCCCAACAAGCUGCAUCCUGCGAACAUCGUGGAUGCGCAGUUUUCUGCCUACUUUCAGCUGGCGCAUGCGUGGUUAUACGGGUCAGAUACCGGUAUUGAGUUUUCUAAGCGGCUUGGUGAUGAGGCCAUCCACAAGCUGUCGGACAAGAUCGAGUGUGUCAAGGACGACUCCGUCAAAGGCUUCGGGAGCAAACUAAGGGUUCAGUAUUCAGAUGGGGAGACAAAGGAUGUAGACAUUCCGUUUCCUCUGGGCGAGCCGGAGCAUCCGUUCAGUAGGGACCGAGUCGAGGCCAAGUAUUUCAGUCUGGUGACUCCAGUUCUUGGGGAAGCCAAGGCGAAGGAUCUCAAGAAUCUGGUUGAGAAUUUGGAAAGUCACUCUGUAUCUGAACUUCUGCAGCUUAUAUCAUAG